AUGUCACAAGAAACACGAUCUCUUCUUGCGGUCGCUCUUUCAACGGUAAUAGGCUCAUUAGUAUUACCAAAUCUACCUAUGAAUAUUUAUUCGGAAAACGAUUCUUUUUCUGAGCAAUCACAUAACCAUUAUGAACUUAACCUACGUCAAUGCCACCUAAUUAAUGGACCUGUUCCAAAAACCAAAUAUAGUGUCAUUAAAAAUGGCACAAAAGAAAUUUUCAUUCAAUCAAUUUCCAGCAACUCAAACGUUCCUUUAACACAAGAAUAUAUUCCAGAGAAUUCAUUAAAUGUUCAUUUACCACUCACCUCAACAGUUCAAGAACUCAAGUUAAUCAUCCAGGCAAGACGAAACUUUCCGCUUUCAGAUCAAGAACUAAUAUUUAAUGGACAAAUCUUAAGAGAUCAACUUACUCUUAUUGAAUAUAACAUAAAAGAGUACUCGAUUAUUGAAUUGAACAUUGAAAAUAAUCAUAUACAAAACGAUCAAGAAUAUGAUGAAACGUCAACUCUUGAAAAUGAGACAAUUCAAAGCACAAUUUCUGGAUUAACCGAAGUCGAACAUUCCUCAUUGAUCGCAUACAUCAAUCCGAAUCAAUUACACUCACAAUAUGAUUAUGAUUUCUCUUAUGUCGUCGACCACAAGAAAUUUUAUCGCGGUGGUUUGGAAUAUCACCGUCCAUGCAGCUGGCAACGAUAUGCAUUACGAGUCUUGAAUCGAUAUGAAUCAAAUAUCUGGUUAGGCGUUCAAGACGAAACGAAUAAGGAUGACGACACUCUCAUAUACACACGCAAAUCCGAAUAUGCUUCGGAAUCAUCUGAAUGGCCAGUAUCUUACCAUGCAAACGGAACGUUGAACGAUUCAUUCACGAUGGCCGAUAUCGGUAGUUCAAAAUUAAAAUCCAAUUUUAAGUUUAUAGGAAAAUAUGUAAUGAACAAAUUAUUCGGAAAUCGUAAGGAAAAUAUAAAGAAAAUGUUUCCAUAUGGAAGAGGAAUAUAUACCACCCCAAAUAUUACAAUUGCAGCUCAAUUUGCUAAUAGAUUUGAAUUUGAAGGUGUCAAAUAUUUGGUAUUAUUUCAAAAUAGAGUUAAUCCAAAGACGCUGAAGAAAGUUCAUGAUUUUUGGAUUAGUCCAAAAAUGGAUGAUGUAAGAACUUAUGGAAUUUGUAUUAAAAGGGAUCCUUGUCAAAUGUCCUAA
This is a messenger RNA of Funneliformis caledonium, 1197 nucleotides long. NCBI's taxonomy places the organism in Eukaryota, Fungi, Glomeromycota, Glomeromycetes, Glomerales, Glomeraceae. The record is from the annotation of a GenBank genome assembly.